AUGGCCGAGCCAUCGAGUACCUCCCGCAAAGGUGUGCAAUGUGUGCCCAAGGGCGCACCUCUCUCCGAGAUCCUAGCCCACAUGAAACGUGACGGAGGCGUGAUCAUCAAGAACCUGAUCUCAGAAGAAGACGUCGACAAGACAAAUGACGAGAUCAAAGAGCGUCUCGCCCAAGAUGUGGAGUGGGACGGUGUCUUCUUCCCAAAAGAAACCAGACGCGCCAACUCUAUGAUCGCAGUCAGCCCAACCUACACCAAGACUCAGCUGAUGAACCCGGUUUUCCAGGCAAUCUGUGCACAUUUCCUGAGCACCCGCCACUGGUACUGGUGGGGCGAGCAGCGCAAAGAGUCUGUCUCCAAGCCGUACGUCUCCUCCUGCACCGCAAUGGAGAUCGGCCCCGGGGCCAAAGCCCAGCCUCUGCACCGGGACUCUUUUGUGAACCAUCUCUGGCUGCCCGAGAUCACCGAGUGGGAUGACGAGCGCGAUCAGAAUCGCGAAACAGAGAUCGGGAUGAUGGUCGCCGGGUGUAAGGUCACCAAGGAAAACGGAGGCACAGCUUUCAUCCCUGGUAGUCAUUUGUGGGGCACCGACCGUGAAACCCCGCCCCGCGUGCAAGACACAAUCUCCGUCGAGAUGGAGAAGGGCGACGCAUUUAUCCAGUUCGCGUCCACCUAUCACGGAGGCGGCAGCAACACGACCGCUGACCAGAAGCGGCUGUGCUAUGCCACCUUCAUGGUGCGAGGCUAUCUUCGCCAGGAGGAGAACCAGUUCCUGGCGGUGCCGAAGGAGGUGGCCAGGCAGUAUGAUCGGCCCAUCCAGGAGAUGAUCGGAUACUCUCUCAGUGACCCUGCUUGCGGAUACGUGGAGCAGCUGGAUCCAAUCUAUGCGCUUCGUCCCGAGCUGUUGGGGGAGGUCCGGCCGAAGGAUUGGUGA
Aspergillus homomorphus CBS 101889 is the source of this 933-nucleotide messenger RNA. RefSeq names its product phytanoyl-CoA dioxygenase family protein. The record is from RefSeq and is a predicted model, not a curated record. The transcript has 3 exons. The coding region runs from base 1 to 933 and encodes 310 amino acids. NCBI's taxonomy places the organism in Eukaryota, Fungi, Ascomycota, Eurotiomycetes, Eurotiales, Aspergillaceae.